Molecule: messenger RNA, 747 nt
Organism: Peromyscus eremicus (cactus mouse)
Lineage: Eukaryota; Metazoa; Chordata; Mammalia; Rodentia; Cricetidae
Product: serum amyloid A-3 protein-like
Exons: 3
Coding region: 255-623 (122 amino acids)
Cellular component (GO): extracellular region
Source: RefSeq, a predicted model, not a curated record
AAUGCAAUGUGCUUUAUGCUAAUGGUCCAUUUGCAAACUCUCAGUCAGUAGGAGUCUAAUGAAACGUGGAAAUGGGGAGCUAGAUAGCUCCCUGGAAUCCACUUAUAUCAUCCACCUCUACACGUGUGUGGGUUUAUGUAUAAAAUCCAGAGGGAUUGGUUACUGGCAUAAAAGGACAGCUCAACAUUACAGAAGCAUCUGCCACCCUAAGUAAUGGCAUAUUCAUCCUUGUGUUUUCCCGGCCCUACAGCAGGAUGAAGUCAUCCAUUGCCAUCAUUUUUUGCUGCUUGGUGCUGGGAGUUGCCAGCCAAAGAUGGUUCCAGUUCAUGAAAGAGGCUGGUCAAGGGACUAGAGACAUGUGGCGGGCUUACUCUGACAUGAAGGAGGCCAACUGGAAAAACUCAGACAAAUACUUCCAUGCUAGAGGGAACUAUGAUGCUGCCCAAAGGGGACCAGGAGGAGCCUGGACUGCUAAAGUGAUCAGUGAUGCUAGAGAGGGUAUUCAGAGGUUCACAGGACAUGGAGCAGAGGACUCAAGAGCUGACCAGCUUGCCAAUGAAUGGGGUCAGAGUGGUAGAGACCCCAACCACUUCCAACCUGCUGGCCUGCCUAGUAAAUACUGAGUUUUCUCUUCAUGUUGUUCCCAGCCAUGCAGACCCCAAAGAGGCAAUUACUGACUUGAAUUAGUUCCUAAACUCUGGAUCCCUAAGCACCCCAAAAUGUUGAAUAAAUACUUGUGAAAUGUAA